CUCUGGUUGCAAAGAAAAUGCUUUGCAAGACUCCAGGGCUGCCUAGGAGAAGCGGCAUGGCCUCGGGCAUGACCAUCACCUUAGCCCUUGCAAUCUUUACCUGGGAUAUCAAUGCACAGAUCCCAGAACCCACUCCCAGAGCCAGCAGUAAUGGAUGGAUUCUCUUUUUAGGCCUUGGGUUUCUCUGGCCCCUAUUUUCUUUAUUCCUCACUGAACAACUCUCCUUCAAGAAUCCAUGGCACUAGAAUGAUUCCACUAAAAAGCAAAGAACUGUGUCUGCAAAGUCUCCUUUGCUGGCAAAGAGCAAGCACAAGACUCUCUCUUACCCAUAGACUGCAGAAUGAGCCCAUGGAGCACAUGGUCAGAGUGUGAUCCUUGCCUCAAACAAAGGUUUCGCUCAAGAAGCAUUGUAGCCUUCGGACAGUUUAAUGGGAAAAGCUGUGUUGAUGCUUUGGGAGACAGACAAUAUUGUGAACCUACCCAGGAGUGUGAAGAGGUACAGGAAGACUGUGGGGAUAACUUUCAGUGUGAAACAGGCAGGUGCAUAAAGAAGAAACUUCUGUGUAAUGGUGACAAUGACUGUGGAGAUUAUUCUGAUGAGAAUGACUGUGACGGUGACCCACGCCUUCCAUGCCGUGACCGAGUGGUGGAAGAAUCAGAGCUGGGACGAACAGCAGGCUAUGGGAUCAACAUCUUAGGGAUGGAUCCCCUGAACACACCUUUUGACAAUGAGUUCUACAACGGGUUCUGUGACCGGAUACGGGAUGGAAACACUUUGACAUACUAUCGCAAACCUUGGAACGUAGCUUUUCUGGCCUAUGAAACCAAGGCUGAUAAAAAUUUCAGAACUGAGAAUUAUGAAGAACAGAUUGAAAUAUUCAAAACCAUCAUCAGAGAGAGGACCUCGAGGUUUAAUGCAAAUUUAGCUCUAAAAUUUUCAGUCACCGAAGCACCUAUAAAAGGAGUUGAGGAAGUCUUCCCAACAAAAAACAACUCUUCAAAACCCAAAGAUUCUUCAGCUAAUCUUCAAUUUUCAUAUUUCAAGAGCGAAAAUUUUCAACGACUAUCAUCUUAUUUUUCACAGACGAAAAAGAUGUUUUUGCAUGUGAGAGGAGUGAUUCAACUGGGGAGAUUUGCAAUGAGGAAUCGGGACUUUGUGUUGACGACAACUUUCCUGGAUGAUAUAAAAGCUUUACCAACCUCCUAUGAAAAGGGAGAAUAUUUUGGAUUUUUGGAAACCUAUGGGACUCACUACAGUAGCUCCGGGUCCCUGGGAGGACUCUAUGAAAUGAUCUAUGUCUUGGAUAAAGUUGCCAUGAAAGAGAAAGGUGUUGACCUGAAUGAUGUAAAGCGGUGUCUUGGGUUUCAACUGGAUGUAUCUCUACAUAUUCCUCUACAUGCCAGCUUAGAAGGACCAUCAUUCACAGCAGGUGUUAAUCAGAAUAAUUGCAUAAAGACAGGUGGUGGGAAAACUGUAAACAUCACCCGUGAUAACAUCAUAGAUGACGUUAUUUCAUUCAUAAGAGGAGGGACCAGGAAGCAAGCAAUUCUCCUGAAAGAGAAGCUUCUCAGAGGAGCCAAGACAAUUGAUCCAACUGACUUUGCCAACUGGGCCUCAUCCUUGGAUGAUGCUCCAGCUCUCAUUACUCAAAAACUGUCCCCUAUAUAUAAUCUCAUUCCUUUGAAAAUAAAAGAUGCAUACACAAAGAAGCAAAAUUUGGAAAAGGCUGUUGAAGACUAUAUGGAUGAAUUCAGUGCUAAAAAGUGUUACCCAUGUCAAAACGGAGGUACAGCAAUUCUUCUGGAUGGACAUUGCCUGUGCUCCUGCCCAAUCACGUUUAAGGGGAUCGCCUGUGAAAUCAGUAAACAAAAACAGCCUUGAGGAAACAAAGCAAACCCUGGUUCACAUGGAAGGGGAAAAAAAAAGGACAAAAAAAAUCCCAGGACUUUCCAACUUAGGAUCCUACCCUGGAGCGAAUCCUUACUGCCAAGUGGAAAGCAGCUUGCUUCAUGGAAAUCCUACCAACCUCUGAUGCUGUCUCUGUUUUAGGUCUCCAGUGCCUUUCUUCCCUCUUUAAUGCCUAUAAUGCUUCCAUUUUUUAUUCCCUAAUGAAGAGUCAGCAGUGAGAUAUGCCAGGGCUGCCUUUUCCCACAGGCAAUGCCAAUCUCUUGCUAAUAAAACAAAAUUAAAUUAAAAACAGAAUGCAGUGCUAAAAGGCUUUAAGUAAUUGCCAAGCUGCUUUGUAUGAUUAAUAUAUUCCACCCGUUCCAUUA
Messenger RNA from Mastomys coucha (southern multimammate mouse), 2274 nucleotides. RefSeq names its product complement C9 (gene C9). Bases 341 to 1882 code for a protein of 513 amino acids. Gene Ontology annotation, molecular function: protein binding. The transcript is spliced from 12 exons. Gene Ontology annotation, cellular component: membrane attack complex. NCBI's taxonomy places the organism in Eukaryota, Metazoa, Chordata, Mammalia, Rodentia, Muridae. The record is from RefSeq and is a predicted model, not a curated record. Gene Ontology annotation, biological process: immune response.